GGUAGCAGACCCCGGCUGAUGGCAGCUGGGGUGCUGAGGAGUGACUGCAGGGACUCCGCAGGCAUUUUGACAGCCGACACAUUUGCUGGGACUGGCCUGUGGGCAGUGAAAGGCCAAGGUCACAUGACUCGGGGCGGGGGCGUCCAAGGAGAAAAUGAAGAGCUCGGAGUGACCUCCUCGGCCUGCGUGCAUUGGUUCUGCUUGGACCGGGUUCCAGCCCCAGCUCCUCAUCCCGGCUUCCCUACCUAUCUGGCCACAGGAAUGAGGGGCCUCCGGCGGAGAUGAUAGUGUUGGCACCAGCCUGGAGCCAAACUACCUCCCUGCUGCUGCUGCUGCUGCUGCUGCGCCCCGGCCUCGGCGGGACCCCCGACUGCUCCUUCCGCCACAGCCCCAUCUCCUCCACCUUCGCGGACACCAUCCGCAAGCUGUCAGACUACCUGCUCCAAGAUUACCCGGUCAUGGUCGCCUCCAACCUGCAGGACGACAAGCUCUGCGGGGCCUUCUGGCGCCUCGUGCUGGCCCAGCGCUGGAUGGGACAGCUCAAGACCGUGGCGGGGGCCCAGAUGGAAAAGCUGCUGGAGGCCGUCAACACCGAGAUACACUUUGUCACCUUAUGCGCCCUCCAGCCCCUCCCUAGCUGUCUUCGCUUCGUCCAGACCAACAUCUCCCACCUCCUGCAGGACACCUCCGAGCAGCUGGUGGCCUUGAAGCCCUGGAUCACCCGCUGGAAUUUCUCGGGGUGCCUGGAGCUGCAGUGUCAGCCGGACUCCUCCACUCUGCUGCCCUCAGCGAGCCCCCUGGCCUUGGCGGCCACAGCCCUGCCAGCCCCACAGGCUUCUUUGCUGCUCCUGCUGCUGCUGCCGGCGGCCCUUGCGCUGCUGGUCGCUGCCUGGUGCCUGGGCUGGCGAAGGAGGAGGCGGAGGCCCUGCCCUGGGGAGCAGGGGACACCGAGGCCCAGCGCGAGGAGCCAGCCGCCCGAGGACACAGAGCCGGGACCCGGAGGACGUCAGCCAGAGAGCCGGCCCUGCCUCGGCGGCACGGCCCCCGCCACUGUGUCCCCGGGACGGAGGCCACGCCGGCUGCCGGCGCCGGCCCCCGCCCCGCCUGCCCCACUCUGUACAAAGCCCUCGUCCCCAGGAACUUGUACAUAAAUCAUCCUUUUCUA
Myotis daubentonii (Daubenton's bat) is the source of this 1165-nucleotide messenger RNA. RefSeq names its product fms related receptor tyrosine kinase 3 ligand (gene FLT3LG). Gene Ontology annotation, biological process: positive regulation of cell population proliferation. Gene Ontology annotation, cellular component: membrane; cell surface. NCBI's taxonomy places the organism in Eukaryota, Metazoa, Chordata, Mammalia, Chiroptera, Vespertilionidae. The record is from RefSeq and is a predicted model, not a curated record. Gene Ontology annotation, molecular function: receptor tyrosine kinase binding; cytokine activity.